AUGCGAGGCACAGCGCCCCAAAAAGGACGAAUGAGCACCGAAACCUUCAGUUGUGCACAAGUUUCGGAAUACAAUUUCAGAUCUCCCUUUAAAUCACAACGAAAAGGCCACAUGCUGAUUGCCGCUAUCGCCAAGCUUGUGUUGCCUUCUACCAUUGUCGAGAAGGUGGAGAAAACACUGUCCAAGUGGGAUCCUGAUUUCCCUGGAACGGGGAACAUGGAAAACGGCGCUAUCUGGUUGGACCACAUCCAAUGCAGAGAAGAAAGCUCUUACUGCGAGGGCUUCAGAUAUCUCGACAAUGUGCAGAUCUUCAGGACCUGGCAUUACACCACUCGCGUUCUAAAUCCUCAGAACAUUGAGCUCAAAGAUAUUUACAAGCAUUAUCCUCUCCCCAAAACAGGAGCAGAGUGGGCAUUGGAAACAGUUUAUAGGAGUUUGCUGGAAGACUGCCCGUAUUCUUUGUCCCCGUCUUCCUGUGCCACUUCUGCGUCUUCUUCGGAGCCAGCAUGCAGAAAAGGGUCGCCGUUUUCUCUGAAUUUGCAUCUACGGCUGCUGCUGCACAUUUUUGGAGAUCUGCAUCAGCCGUUGCAUGCAGUCACUUUAUUUGCGAGAGAUUUUCCUGACGGAGACGAUGGAGGAAACGCGAUCAUUGUAUCUCAUGAAGAGCACCCCACUACUCUCCACCAACUGUGGGACGCGGGAGGCGGAGUCUUCAAGAAACACUUUGCUGAAAUUGAUUGGUCAACAAUCAAGGAAGCGGCCUUGGAUAUCAUUGCUGAGUAUCCGAAAAGCGUGUUGAUGGAUCGGAUUACGGGAGUGCUGGAUGGCACGAAUUUUGCCGCGAUUGCGGAAGAAAGCGCCCGACUCGCGCAGAAUGUCGCAUAUCAAGAGUUCGACUGGGCAACCUUCUCUGCCGCUUCGCUGCCCUAUGUUCCUAGCGACAGGUACAUGAAAGCCGUGAAGGAGGAAGCACGCAAGCAAAUCGCCGUUGGUGGAUACAGGCUGGCGCACGUCAUAACAAGGAUCGCUGCUGACUUGCCGACAGAGGAGGCGGAGCAGCCUGAAGAGGACAAGCAACAUCAGGUCGAGAAAAACGACCAACAGAAAGAGAAACAGCAGCAGCAGACGGACCGAGAGGCUUCAGCCGAGAUUUUGCAUCCUCCGCCUGCCGGGAGUUCCCACUGGCUUUUAAACAGAUGGCUUCAAGCGCAUUGGACUCCUUCCCAUUCUUCACUUUCCUCCCCGCCGCUGGGCAAAAUGAGCGCUCAUGACGACGCUGAUGCAUCUGCUGCCCAUGCAGAGCAUGCCCGCAGUCUUGACACAGAUCUCACUGGCCCCUCCCCGAGCGAUUCGCCUUCCUUCCUUUCCGCCUUAAAGAGAGCCUUCCAAAGUGUGGGGGGAUCCCCCAAGAUGCUUUCAUCACGGAGCUCAGCUUCACCCAGCGGUGGAAGUUUCGAGUUGAGAGAUGUACUUUCUAUGGAUCACGAGCAGAAGCAGGAGAAUUCGCCAGCGCAGGAUCCUCUGCGCGCGGCAGACAAAAAAGACGAUGCAGCAGAGAAAGGUGAACAAAACAAGGGCCCGUCGGGGACGGCCACUGACCUUUGA
Cyclospora cayetanensis is the source of this 1605-nucleotide messenger RNA. RefSeq lists its product as uncharacterized. NCBI's taxonomy places the organism in Eukaryota, Apicomplexa, Conoidasida, Eucoccidiorida, Eimeriidae. The transcript has 8 exons. Gene Ontology annotation, biological process: DNA catabolic process. Gene Ontology annotation, molecular function: endonuclease activity; nucleic acid binding. The coding region runs from base 1 to 1605 and encodes 534 amino acids. The record is from RefSeq and is a predicted model, not a curated record.